UUGUAGAAGAUUCGGACUCUUUCAAUGGACUCUAAAGUCUUAAACUCAAACCAUUAAUUGGGCCUUAAAAAAAACCAUUAAUUAUGUAUUUCCCUUCCUUUCCUUAGCCGUUUCUUUAUUGGGAAUUAACCUCUUUUCUUCUUUCAGUCCUCAUUGGGUUGCAAUCGCUCCCUCAGUACAUUCCUUCCCGCUGCCAGUCUGCCACCUCUGUUGUCCAAUUAAUCUAUCCUUCGACUGGGGCAAAAGAUUUAAAAAUCAGAAUGGUGGAUGCAAACUCAGUAAUGGUGGUAAUUAGGGCUUCUCGUCCCACUUUCAGAAAUGCACAUGACAAAAUAGCUUUUGCAGUUCAUGCAUCUUUUCUUGCUUCAGACUACAUCCUUACAGCUACUGGGCAUCCUGCUUUCUCUGAAAGUGCUUUAUCAUCUUCUUCAGAUGAAGUUGGUAUAGAGGGAUGGAAUGACACUGAUGACUCCUAUGGUUUCGUCUAUGUGAAUGAAUCAAAGGGCUCAAAGAUAUCAGUCAUGGUGAAAUGUUUGGUGAUGGGGGAUAGUUUGAUUGUUGAUGCACUGCUUAUUGGGAAUGGAGAAACAAAACCUCUGAAUAUCCAAAUCAAUGUCAAUGACUAUGAUGGCAGGAGUGAGGGCACUAACUAUUCACAGAUGUAUAAGAAUUUUGGUGAGCUUGUGAGGUGUUUGGAUUCUAAUAUCUUGUCCAAGUUGAAGGAAUCACUAAUGGUUCCAAGCAGUUCAUCUUCUUCCCUUCCAAGGUCAAAAGCAAGUGUGGAGUCAGAGCAUGACAAAAGUGAUCCUGGUGUAAGAGUCACUGAGCCACAAGUCCCGCAACAAAUACCUCCUGGCCUUGUAUAUCCUCCAGUUCCUUCUCUUGGUUCAAGUGAUCUUUACCCCGGGCCUUCAGCUGGAGUCUAUCCUUCCAGGGGCACUGGCAUUGGUGGAGGCAUGCUUCUAGGACCAAAUGACCCCAGCUGGUUUGGUGGCAUAGGUGGAGAACAUAGAUUCCCCGGUGGAGCUCCGGGUGUUCCACCAGGUGCUCGAUUUGAUCCCUAUGGCCCUCCAGGCGUUCCUGGUUUUGAGCCUAGCCGUUUUGCCAGGGUCCCAAGGAGGCCUGGUGGUGGGAUUCAUCCGGAUUUGGAACACUUUGGGGAUGGCUCGGAUAUCAUAUAAUUUAGCUGUGUGGGGGAUGUCGGGCAUUACCUCCUAUUAUAUAGUUCUAUGUACAGUUUAAAUGUUAAUACCAGCCAAGAUUCCAAUGUUUGGGUUUUACUGUAAACAAGCAUUUUGUUGAAAUGUGACUUCUGCUCCAACGAAUGAUGUCGAACAUGAUAGGCAUAUGAAUAUGAUGAAACAAAUCCGGUCUCCUACCCACAGGACAUUACAGCUGUACAUUGGGAAUAUCUCCCCAAUGAAUGUAAGAUGGUCUCAACAGUUAUGAGAAUAUUAAGUCAAAAGUUAUUUGCCUUCACAGUUCCAACACUAAGGAAAAUAUAUUCCAUGUCAUAUGUGGGAGUAUAAUAAUAACCAUAUGUGAUGUAUGCUUUCUUUGGGAGUAUAAUAAUAACAAUCUGUGAUGUAUGCUUUCUUUUCA
Nelumbo nucifera (sacred lotus) is the source of this 1602-nucleotide messenger RNA. RefSeq names its product proteasome inhibitor-like protein. NCBI's taxonomy places the organism in Eukaryota, Viridiplantae, Streptophyta, Magnoliopsida, Proteales, Nelumbonaceae. Gene Ontology annotation, molecular function: proteasome binding; endopeptidase inhibitor activity. The record is from RefSeq and is a predicted model, not a curated record. Gene Ontology annotation, biological process: proteasome-mediated ubiquitin-dependent protein catabolic process.